Messenger RNA from Penicillium waksmanii, 633 nucleotides. RefSeq names its product SGNH/GDSL hydrolase family protein. The record is from RefSeq and is a predicted model, not a curated record. Gene Ontology annotation, molecular function: phosphatidylcholine lysophospholipase A1 activity. The transcript has 3 exons. Bases 1 to 633 code for a protein of 210 amino acids. Lineage: Eukaryota; Fungi; Ascomycota; Eurotiomycetes; Eurotiales; Aspergillaceae.
AUGGCUGAAAAACUCUCAAUACUGUGCUUCGGCGACUCUCUCACCGCUGGCUACUACAAUUAUGGCGAACAUUACCACCCAUAUGCUGAAAAGCUCAAAGAAAUCCUCCAGCCAGUGCUACCUACCACGGAGAUCACGACAGAUGUGGCCGGUCUUCCAGGCGAUCUAGUUUGUUCUCCGGGCUUAUUCGUCUCCCGCAUAUCAGAGCAGAUGACCAAAAAGCGUUAUGACUUGGUCAUCUUCCUCGGCGGGAGAAACGAUAUAGGCUAUGGCAAAUCGUCUGAUAAUAUUUAUGACGGUCUGAAAAAGUGUUGGAUGAUGGCGCUCACCACGGGUGCAAAAGUCCUCGCUUUGACCAUCCUCGAUUGUGCGGCGAAAUUUGCACGCACAGAUGAAAACCGCAAUGAGGUCAACCGCUUGAUACUUGCCCACCAGGAAGACAGAUUUUUUGCCUUCGAUUUAUGCGCUGCAAUUCCCUAUCACUCCGCCUCGAAGGAGUUCCAGAACAAGAUUUUCGAUGAUGGACUUCAUCUUACUCCAGAUGGAUAUGACCUAAUGGGUGAAGUGAUCGGGGAACAUAUGGCGGGUCUACUUCGAACGUCAGCACUCUCCGUGUCGUCUGGUUAUGAGUAA